AAACUAUCUGUAGUUUGCAAGUUAAUGUAUCAUAGUUUUAAUAAAUUCUCAUGUGUUGAUAUAUAUACUAAAGUUAGUAAUUUAAAAGAGUUAUUUUGUGAAGUGGUUGGACAUAUUUAUAUUGUGUUUUUAACAAACAUGUGUAUGGGAAAAGACUACUGUGACUAAAGGACUUGUGAAACAUCGUUUACUAUAUGUGGUCAUUGGAUAUGGAGAAGAUUCAAAAAUUUUUGUUCUAUCACAACUUUACAUGGAUUUAUUCACAUUGGCGGACCAGAUAUUUCAUUGAGACAAAGAAUAAUUUGGGCUGUGAUGACUCUAGCUGCAUGGUCCACUGCAAUAACAUUUUUGUAUUUUUCUUUACAUAGUAGCACCUCAGAAACUUUAAUGGUUAUAGAGAGCACCCACCAUGGCAUUUGGAACAUACCCUUCCCUGCAGUAACAAUUUGCAAUAUUAAUAGAAUUUCCAGAUCAGCGGCGGUUAGAAUGGCCAGAAAAUUACCCAAGGACGUCUCAAUUGAAGAUGCAAUAAGAAUGUUACGGACUUUGGUGACAGCAUAUCAUUCUUUCGGCGCCAACACCACACAGGCAACAAAUGAUUUAGAGGAAUUAUUUGCCAUUAAUAAUAUCACUGUGGAAUAUGCUAUGGAUAAUUUAGCACCUCAAUGUAAUGAUAUGAUAAAACGAUGUAUGUGGAAAUCUAGUGAAGUAAAUUGCGAAUCAAUUUUCCAAAGAGUUAUGUCCAGCCAAGGAUUAUGUUGUUCCUUCAACUAUUAUGGACGCACACACAAUUUUGCACCGAAAUACGCCUACACUUUUCCCAAACAACCACGUCGAGUAUCAGCAAGUGGCUAUCAAACUGCGUUGUCUGUCUUGCUUCAGCCAAAUGUUCCAGAUUAUCAUACUACGUUAAUUUCAAGUUUUGGAGUAUGGGUUAGCAUCCAUGAUCCGUACGAUUUUCCGGACGACAAUGCCGAAACAAAAUUGGUGUCAUCCGAUGCGGAAGUAUACUUAAGUGUCACCCCGGAAGCGACGUAUGCCACAAAAAACGUGCGCGCCCUGAGCAUUAGGAAGAGAUUAUGCCUUUUUGGAGACGAAGUAUUGCCGGAACAAAAACCUGAAUUCAGAGUGAUGGAAAAAUAUUCUUAUCUGAAUUGCUUGAGUGAAUGCCGAGCACAAAUGGCAUUGGAAAAAUGUGGUUGUAUACCCUACAAUUUUCCACACAAUAAUAUUUCGCACAUUUGUGAUGUACCAGAUUGGGCUUGUUUGCGUAUGCAUAAUCAAUCAAUUUUUGGAUCAGUUCCUGGAAUGUUAAUAGAUACUAUUCUUCCAAAUAUGACAUAUAGCCCAUGUGGUUGUUUACCAGAUUGUGAACUUUUAGAAUAUCCUGCUGAAGGAACAUCUGGUGAAAUAUCUAAAGGCAAGGAAUCAAAUGUUCUAGGAUUAUUCAAGAAAACUACAUUCAAAGACUACAGUAUAGUACACGUGUUUUUUAGUGAUUUAAAAUGCACGCAUUUUCGACGAGACGUAGUAAUGAAUUGGCAUAGUUUGAUGGCAACAUGCGGAGGUCUACUGGGAUUAUUUGUAGGAUUCAGUUUUGUUGGAGGAUUUGAAUUUGUAUAUUUUUUCACAAUAAGAUUACUUUUUGAUAAAUACUCAAAAGAUUAUGAACAUAAUGAAUAUAAAAUUAAAAAGACUCAAGUAAAACAAGCCAUUACUAAGGAUGAUGUUUCCAAAUACAUCACAGAAAUGAAGAAAAGGAAACCUUUGAAAACCAUAUAUAAUGAUUUCAAUUAUUGA
Molecule: messenger RNA, 1800 nt
Organism: Ctenocephalides felis (cat flea)
Lineage: Eukaryota; Metazoa; Arthropoda; Insecta; Siphonaptera; Pulicidae
Product: sodium channel protein Nach-like
Exons: 13
Coding region: 313-1800 (495 amino acids)
Biological process (GO): sodium ion transmembrane transport
Cellular component (GO): membrane
Molecular function (GO): ligand-gated sodium channel activity
Source: RefSeq, a predicted model, not a curated record